AAAAUGGAUGAGACAUUCUUCGAUUCAAUGGAGUUUUUAAAGAAACAAUCGGUAGCCGAUACAUUCGUCGACAUUUUGUUAUGCGCCGUGCCUAUAUGGCUCGCGGUAAUGGUCGGGCUCGUCAUGGGCUGGUCUUGGCGUCCGAGGUGGACCGGCUUGGUUUUCUUCGGCCUACGAUCGAAGUUCCGGUUCUUCUGGACAGCUCCUCCCGGGUUCGGAGCUCGCCGACUCUGGUUCGCCUUCAUCGCUCUCUCCGCCUUCUCCGUCUUUCGGAGGAUUUUCUCUAACGUUAUGAAAGGGAGAUCCAAAAAUUCGGCAGCUUCCGCUUCGGAUUCCGCCGUUCCAUUGCCAUCGCCAUCGCCGCCGCCUCCUACACUGCGGAUUUCGCCGGAAGGCGCUGCUGAAGCUGAUAGCCAUGGUGGUAAAGCUGAAGAAACAGAGCAGGCUAUUGUCACGCAGAACUUAGCACUCCUCUUGCAUUUACUGGAGGGGAAGGAUGGGGAGAUGGAAUGGCAAAGGAUGAUGGAAAGAACUACUACAAAUAUGUCAUACCAAGCUUGGCGCCAUGAGCCUGAGGUGGUUUCUGAUUUAUUCUCUUUUUAA
Messenger RNA from Hibiscus syriacus, 603 nucleotides. RefSeq lists its product as uncharacterized. The record is from RefSeq and is a predicted model, not a curated record. NCBI's taxonomy places the organism in Eukaryota, Viridiplantae, Streptophyta, Magnoliopsida, Malvales, Malvaceae. Bases 4 to 603 code for a protein of 199 amino acids. The transcript has 2 exons.